UUUUUUUCUGGCUUUCACAGCUUUACUUUGUGUUUGUUUCAGAUCGAAGCCGCCAUCAUGGGCCGUCGACCCGCCCGCUGUUACAGAUACUGCAAGAACAAGCCGUACCCCAAGUCUCGCUUCUGCCGCGGUGUCCCAGAUGCCAAAAUCAGGAUUUUCGACUUGGGGCGGAAAAAGGCAAAAGUGGAUGAGUUUCCCCUGUGUGGUCACAUGGUCUCUGAUGAGUACGAGCAGCUGUCAUCAGAAGCCCUUGAAGCGGCUCGAAUCUGCGCUAACAAGUACAUGGUGAAGAGCUGCGGGAAGGAUGGCUUCCACAUCAGAGUUCGGCUGCACCCCUUCCACGUCAUCCGCAUCAAUAAGAUGUUAUCGUGUGCCGGUGCUGAUAGACUUCAGACCGGGAUGCGUGGCGCCUUUGGGAAGCCCCAGGGCACCGUGGCUCGUGUGCACAUUGGCCAGGUUAUCAUGUCUAUCCGCACCAAGACCCAAAACAAGGAGCACGUGAUCGAAGCUCUCCGCAGGGCCAAGUUCAAGUUCCCCGGACGCCAGAAGAUCCACAUCUCCAAGAAAUGGGGUUUCACGAAGUUCAACGCAGACGAGUUCGAGGGCAUGGUGGCCGAGAAGCGCCUGGUCCCCGACGGCUGCGGCGUGAAGUACAUGCCCAACCGUGGCCCACUGGAUAAGUGGAGGGCGCUGCAUGUUGCUUAAAUCCCGUGUUUUCAAGUGAAUAAAACCCCGACAUUCUA
Molecule: messenger RNA, 743 nt
Organism: Spea bombifrons (plains spadefoot toad)
Lineage: Eukaryota; Metazoa; Chordata; Amphibia; Anura; Pelobatidae
Gene: RPL10
Product: ribosomal protein L10
Exons: 6
Coding region: 58-705 (215 amino acids)
Biological process (GO): ribosomal large subunit assembly; translation
Cellular component (GO): ribosome; cytosolic large ribosomal subunit
Molecular function (GO): structural constituent of ribosome
Source: RefSeq, a predicted model, not a curated record